Messenger RNA from Nerophis ophidion (straightnose pipefish), 1773 nucleotides. It is a transcript of the gene kcnj8, whose product is annotated as potassium inwardly rectifying channel subfamily J member 8. Gene Ontology annotation, biological process: potassium ion import across plasma membrane; regulation of monoatomic ion transmembrane transport. Gene Ontology annotation, cellular component: plasma membrane. NCBI's taxonomy places the organism in Eukaryota, Metazoa, Chordata, Actinopteri, Syngnathiformes, Syngnathidae. Gene Ontology annotation, molecular function: ATP-activated inward rectifier potassium channel activity. The coding region runs from base 269 to 1522 and encodes 417 amino acids. The record is from RefSeq and is a predicted model, not a curated record. The transcript has 6 exons.
UCCGGGAGCAGUUGUGCGCGAGAGGAGUUGUCCAACUUCCUCCGGAGUUGACGUGACGUUGCGUGCGCACUCGGACGUUUUCCGAAGAGACCGGCGGCGAAUCGGCGUGUUCCGGGCAGGCUGCAGAAGCGAGUCCAGGGCUCAGGAGGUCGCAGAGCCGAGCCAGUCCUCCUCAGAGCAGAAACCCGUCCUAAGGCGCGCUCUCACCAGCGGCCACUGCGCGCGUUAAAGGCGCGUCGGAGCCCAAAAGAACGCAGACGGCGCGGAGAUGCUGGCCAGAAAGAGCAUCAUCCCGGAGGAGUUCGGCCUGCCGGGUCUGGCGUCCCGCCUGCCCCGCAAGCCGGUGUUCCGCGACCGCGUCAACAAGGCGCGCUUCAUCGCCAAGAACGGCUCCUGCAACCUGGCGCACAAGAACAUCCGCGAGCAGGGCCGCUUCCUGCAGGACGUCUUCACCACGCUGGUGGACCUGAAGUGGCGCUUCACCCUCGUCAUCUUCACCACCACCUUCGUCAGCAGCUGGCUGCUCUUCGCCAUGAGCUGGUGGCUGGUGGCCUUCGCGCACGGAGACCUGGACCCGCAGCGCCUGCACGGACCUCACUGCGUCACUGACGUCAAGUCGUUCACCUCGGCCUUCCUCUUCUCCAUCGAGGUCCAGGUGACCAUCGGCUUCGGCGGGCGAAUGAUCACAGAGCAGUGCCCCGCCGCCAUCACCGUCCUCAUCCUGCAGAACAUCGUGGGCCUCAUCAUCAACGCCGUCAUGCUGGGUUGCAUCUUCAUGAAGACGGCGCAGUCCAACCGCCGUGCUGAGACGCUCAUCUUCAGCCGCCACGCCGUCAUCGCCGUGCGCAACAACCGCCUCUGCUUCAUGAUCCGCAUCGGCGAUCUGAGGAAGAGUAUGAUCAUCGGCGCCACCGUGCGGCUGCAGGUGGUGCGGAAGACGACCACACCCGAGGGCGAGGUGAUCCCCAUCCACCAGAUCGACGUCCAGACGGAGAGCGCCAUGGCCAGCAACAGCCUCUUCCUGCUGGCGCCGCUCAUCAUCUGCCACGUCAUCGACAAGAACAGUCCGCUGUACGAGCUGUCGGCCAUGGAGCUGCAGUGCAGCGACCUGGAGGUCAUCGUCAUCCUGGAGGGCGUGGUGGAGACCACGGGCAUCACCACCCAGGCCCGCACCUCCUACGUCUCCGAGGAGAUCCAGUGGGGCCACCGCUUCGUCGCCAUAGUAACGGAGGAAGACGGGGUCUACUCGGUGGACUACUCCAAGUUCGGGAACACCAUGCGGGUGGCCACGCCUCGCUGCAGCGCCCGGGAGCUGGACGAGAAGCCCAACAUCCUGAUCCAGACGCUGCAGAAGAGCGAGCUGUCGCACCAGAACUCGCUGAGGAAGAGGAACUCCAUGCGGCGCAACAACUCCAUGCGGAAAAGCGUGGGAAGCGGCGGGAGUCUGCGGCGAAACAACUCCGCCAAGGUGCAGUUCUUCACCCCCGCCGACAACUGCCAGAGCGUCAACGCCGUCACCUGACAUGAGGCCCGCCUCCUGCUGGCGGCCGCCGCGCUCCUCCUGGUGGCGAGGAGGCUCGUGGGCGUGUCCUCCGCCUCCAUAGGACUUCUUCUUUGGCUUUUCCCCACACCCGGCACAGCAGGGGUCAGCAACCUUUUUGAAAGCCAGAGCUACUUUUUGGGUACUGAUUCAUGCCAAGGGCUACCAGUUUGAUACACACUUCAAUAAAUUGCCAGAAAUUUGCUGAAUUUACCUUUAAUAAAUAAAUCUCU